Diaporthe citri is the source of this 1587-nucleotide messenger RNA. RefSeq lists its product as uncharacterized. Gene Ontology annotation, molecular function: flavin adenine dinucleotide binding; oxidoreductase activity, acting on CH-OH group of donors. Bases 1 to 1587 code for a protein of 528 amino acids. NCBI's taxonomy places the organism in Eukaryota, Fungi, Ascomycota, Sordariomycetes, Diaporthales, Diaporthaceae. The transcript has 3 exons. The record is from RefSeq and is a predicted model, not a curated record.
AUGGCCUCAGCGUACGACUACAUCAUUGUGGGAGGCGGCCUCUCCGGGUGCGUCCUCGCCAGCCGGCUGCGGGAAUACAAGCCGGGAUCUAAGAUCCUGCUCAUCGAGGCCGGUCAGGACACCCGUUCCCGGACCGAUAUCCUCCGGGCCGAUAUUCUCAACCUGGGCGGGGAGCUCGACUGGAUGUACCCGACUGAGCCUCAAGCGAGCCUCGGCGGGCGCAGCAUUGUGUAUAAUGCUGGCAAGGGACUCGGCGGAGGGACCCUUAUCAACUCGGGUGGCUGGACCCGUGGCUCUACUGCGGACUAUGAAGAGUGGGCGGCGGUCGCGGGCGACGCGAGGUGGAGCUACAAAGGCCAGCUGCCUUUCAUCAAGAACACGGAGGCGUGGUUCGACGAGAGCAACCCCGAGCAGCACGGCAAGGAUGGGCCUAUCUCUGUCGCCUCUGCGGUAUCGACAGGCCGCAAGUUCCCCUUGACCGAACCUAUCGCCGCAGCCUGGGAGGAAUUGGGCGUUCACGCCCUGCCCGGUCUCGACCAGAACACGGCUAUCAACUACUCCCUGGAUGGUGUCGAGGUUUUGACAGACACCCUCGUGAAGAAGGUUGUCCUGGAGAAAGCAGAGGGCGCGCCGAAGGCGACUGGUGUAGAGCUUGCUGACGGCAAGACCAUCUCCGGCACGGAGGUGAUCAUCUGUGGUGGCACCUUUCGGUCUCCUCAACUGCUGCUUCUGUCCGGUAUAGGCGACGCAGCUCACUUAAAAGAGCACAAUAUCGAGACGCUGGUAGACCUCCCCGAGGUCGGCCGAGGCCUGCACGACCACUUGUCGUUCUACCAAUUCUGGAAGCUGAAGAACCCCGAAAAAGGCUACACCAUCGGCUCAGCCAACCCUCUCUUCCAGCAACCCGAGUUCGCAAUGGGAAUUCCCCUCGACUGGAUUGUCGCGACCGACGUCCCCCACGACCAGCUCGCCAAAGCCAUCGAGCGGGACGAAGGCAAGGCGCCCGACGCAGCGACGCACCGGCUCCUCCGUGAGCCCCGGACGCACAUCGAGACGGUGGUGCUGUACGUCAAGCUUCCCAUCCCCGGAAUCCAGCCGGACGCCGAGCACCUCACCACCCUUACGGUUCCGUUCCUGCCAACCUCCCUUGGCAGCGUGACCCUCAAGUCUGCCGACCCGCAAGACGCCCCGAGAAUCGACGUCAACUUCCUAGCCACGGAGACGGACAGGUGCGUAGCCCGCGAGGGCGUGCACACGCUGGCUCGGCUGAUGCUCCAGACCAAGUUCGGGAGGGAGUACAUUGCUGGCGAGACGGUGCCUCCCGUUCCGGGAAUGGAGGCCGUGUCGCUUGAUGACAGCGACGAGAAGCUGGAUAAGCGCAUCUCGCUGGCUGGGGUGACAACCUGGCACUCUGGGGGCAGUUGUGCCAUGGGCAAGGUUGUGGAUGCUGAGUUCCGUGUCAAGGGGGUGGAUGGACUGCGCGUUGUCGAUGCCUCGGUCCUCCCCGUCCCGCUAAGUGCUCACAUUCAAGCACCAGUGUACGCGAUGACAGAGCAGGCCGCAGCUAUCAUUUCUGGCGCCGCAUGA